AUGGCGCCCGGAAAAUCCAAGGCCCAGAAGAUGUCCAUUGGGACCUUCUUGGCAGACGAGAGCCUCGGCUCUUGGGCUGACGAAAUGGAGGAUAUGCCCCUCCCAGCCGUGCCCUCUACGUCCUCCUUCGACCGUCGUCCGCUCAACAACCUAGGAUUCGGUGGCAGCGGUGGUGGUUUCGAACGUGAGACUCGCGGUGGAUAUGCCGUUCGCGAACCGCUUGAUCUCCCUACCGAACCUCCCUUCACUGCUCACGUUGGAAACCUGUCUUUCGAAGCGACUGCCGAUGAUAUCUCCGACCUCUUUGCUGGAUGUGGCGUUACCAACGUCCGCAUCGUGGAAGAUAAGCUGACCAAGGCCCCUAAGGGGUUCGGGUAUGUCGAAUUUGAGACCGUUGAUGGUUUGCAAAAAGCGUUGGAUUUGUCUGGAACCACCCUCCAGGGACGCACCAUUCGUACCAGCGUUGCGGAGCCUCCCAAGGAAUCCCGUCCUGAUAUGCGUGACCUUGACUGGACUCGCCGUGGACCUCUUCCAGGCCCUCCCGAACGUCGCCCUCCGCCAGACCGUGCCAGUUUUGGGCGCAACCUGGAUCCCGCAUCAGACGCUAGCAGCGAGCGCGGCAGCCGUCGCAACUUCGAAUCCGAUGGCAAGGCCCGCGACUUCAACACCUGGGAGCGCAAGGGUCCCCUUCCUCCCUCAAGCGGCGGGCCCCGUGAAGGCCGCCCAGGCACCAACGAUGGCCCAAACUCUGGCUUCCGCAAGAACUCCCCCGCUUGGGGCGAGGGUCGAUCACAAGAUGGAUCUCGUCCCCGGCCGCUCGUCCUGAACUGGCGCGCCCGCAUGCGCCCUGACCAGGCCUCUAAGGAGGCUAGCAACCCGCCCUCCCCAUCGGCAGCCCCGGCAGCCCCUGCUUCCCGCCCCAAGCUCAACCUCCAGAAGCGCACGGUCUCGGAAGCCACUCCUAGCCCGACAUCGACUGGCGGUGACUCCAAGGCCAGCCCUUUCGGCGCGGCUCGACCUAUCGACACUGCCGCGCGUGAGCGUGAAGUAGAAGAGAAACGUCAGAUGGCGAUCCGUCAAAAGAAGGAGGCCGAGGACAAAGCAGCAGCUGGCAAGGAGAAGGCCGAAAAGUCCAAGCAGAAGGAAGGCCGUGUUCCUGGCACAGACUCUAACAAGGAUUCCAUCGAGCCUCCCCGUGGUGGCGGCAACUUUGAGAUCCUCCGGCGAGCUGAGGAAGAGAGUGGUGUGGCUGCUGAAAAGGAGCCUGAGAAUACUGCUGUCGCAGCUACCCCAGAUGCCGAGAAGCCCGCAGAGGCGCCCAAUGGCAACUGGAGGACCUCUGAAACGACAGAUGAUAAUGACGGAUGGAGCACGGUAGGCGCCAAGCCGCGCAACAAUCGGCGUGGCCAGCCUGGCCGUGGAUUCGCAUAG
This is a messenger RNA of Penicillium chermesinum, 1431 nucleotides long. Its product is annotated as translation initiation factor 4B. Gene Ontology annotation, molecular function: RNA binding. The coding region runs from base 1 to 1431 and encodes 476 amino acids. Lineage: Eukaryota; Fungi; Ascomycota; Eurotiomycetes; Eurotiales; Aspergillaceae. The record is from RefSeq and is a predicted model, not a curated record. The transcript has 8 exons.